This is a messenger RNA of Acanthosepion pharaonis, 1221 nucleotides long. The record is from the annotation of a GenBank genome assembly. Lineage: Eukaryota; Metazoa; Mollusca; Cephalopoda; Sepiida; Sepiidae.
AUGUUUCCUACUAUUCCAUUAAAUCUCUUUUAUCCUCUCUUUUUACCUCCUUUCCAUUUUUCACUUUCUCCAAUUUUCUCCUUCCUCUUCUCACCCUGCUUUCUUUCUCUCCUGUUUUCUCCUACCCAAUUUCUUCCCUUCUCCUUCCCCCUUUCUUCCCUCCCCUUUCUUCCUUCUCCUUCCCCUCCCCCUUUCUUCCCUUCUCCUUCCCCUCCCCUUUCUUCCCUUCUCCUUCCCCUUUUCUUCCCUUCUCCUUCCCCCUCCCCCCUUUCUUCCCUUCUCCUUCCCCCUCCCCUUUCUUCCCUUCUCCUUCCCCCUCCCCUUUCUUCCCUUCUCCUUCCCCCUCCCCUUUCUUCCCUUCUCCUUCCCCUCCCCUUUCUUCCUUCUCCUUCCCCUCCCCCUUUCUCCCCUUCUCCUUCCUCCACUCCCGGCUUUCUCCUUUCUCCUCCCCUUCACACUGCUUUUCCUUUCUCAUCCCUUGGUUUUUCCUUUCUCCUCCCCCCCAUGCUUUCACCUUUCUUGUCCCCUCCCCACUAUCACCUUUCUAGCCCCCCCCCACUUACUUUCUCCUUUCUGCCCCCCUAUUUUCUCCUUUCUGCUGCCCCUCCACUUUCUCUUUUCUGCCCCUCUACUUUCUCCUUCACUGCUUUCUUGUCAGCCCCACAUACUUUCUGCCCCCCCCGCAUUCUUCUUUCUGCCCCUCGCUUUCUCCUUUCUGCCCCCCCCUUUCUCUUUUCUGCCCCCUCUCCUUUCUGCCCUCUGCUUUCUAUUUUCUCCCCCACCGCUUUCUACUUUCUGCCCCCCCUUUCAUGCCUUGCUGCUUUCCCUGAUUUCACCCCCGCUUUCUUUUCCCCACCCCUCUUGCGUUUUCUUCCUUCCCUCUUCGACAGCGCGCUCUCUUCCCCCCUUUUUUUUCUAGGCGCUCCUUCUUUCUCUCCCUUUUCUAGGCGUUCUCUUCUUUCUCCCCCCUUUUUCCACAGCUCUCCUUUUCUCCCCCUUCCAUGGCGCUCUCUCCACUUUCUUUUUCCCUUUCCUUUCUCCUUUUCUUGCUUUCUCUCUCUCUCUCUUUUGGCUCAUUCCUCCCUCCAUUCCUUCUCUCUUUUUCCCUUCUUUAUUUCUGUUAUUAGUAUAUUAUUUUCCUCUCUCUGUCAUAUUUUACCCAAUUCCUCCCUUUCCAACAUAUAUUUGUUUAGUUUGAUAUUGUUUUUUUCUUCCUCAUAA